Molecule: messenger RNA, 1296 nt
Organism: Chironomus riparius
Lineage: Eukaryota; Metazoa; Arthropoda; Insecta; Diptera; Chironomidae
Source: the annotation of a GenBank genome assembly
AUGGAAAAGUGGAAUAGAAAGACUGCCAUUGUUACUGGAGCUUCUUCUGGAAUCGGUGAUGCUAUUGUGCGUGAUUUAGUAAAGUAUGGAAUAAACGUGGUUGCUUUAGCUCGUCGCAUGGAGCGUUUAGAAACCUUGAGAGAUCACCUAAAAGAUGAACCAGGCAAGGUCAUUCCAAUUAAGUGUGACGUGUCUGAUAAAGCCUCAAUCGAUGCAGCAUUUGAACAGAUCGAAAAAGAAGUAGGAACUGUUCAGAUUCUAGUUAAUAAUGCUGGAAUUUGUUUGACACAUGGAAUGUUUGGUGAUGAUGACGAUAAGAUCGAUGAAAUCAUAUCCAGCACAAUCAACACAAAUUUCGUUGCACUAUUCUCAUUUGACGGCUUGAUCAUUAACAUGGAAAAGUGGAGUGGAAAAACAGCAAUCGUGACUGGUGCAUCAGCUGGAAUUGGUGAUGCAAUUGUUCGUGAUUUAGUGAAAUAUGGAAUUAAUGUCGUGGCUUUGGCUCGUAGACUUGAAAGACUAGAAAGUUUGAAAGAUCAAUUAAAGGAUGAGAAAGGAAAAGUAAUUCCAAUUAAGUGCGAUGUGUCUGACAAAGCUUCAAUUGAUACUGCAUUUGAGGAGAUUGAAAAGCAAGUUGGAACUGUUCAAAUAUUAGUAAAUAAUGCAGGUAUUGGUCAAUUCUAUGGAAUUUUUGGAAACAAUGACGACAAGACAGACGAAAUUAUAUCCAGCACAAUCAACACAAACUUCCUUGGGCAAGUAAGAGUUGCUAGAAAAGCCUACAAACUAAUGAAAAAAUCUGAUGAUUAUGGAAUCAUUAUUAACAUUGGAAGUGUAACUGGACAUAAUGCAUCACUAGAUUUUCUCGUGAAUGUUUAUCCAGGUACUAAAUUUGCUGUCCGAGCUGUCACUGAGUCCAUGCGUCAAGAGCUCAAUAAAUUAAAGGAUGUGAAAGUCCGAGUUUGUGAAAUAAGCCCAGGUUUUGUGUCUACUGAUUUAGGAGGGGGAUCACUAAAAACACCAGAAAUUAAAGCAGCCUUUCCGAUGCUCAAAAGUUCAGAUGUAGCGCAAACAGUUCAGUUCAUUCUGAUGACACCUUAUGAAGUUAAUAUCACAGAAUUAAUUGUCAAACCGGUUGGUGAAAAGAUGUGAUCAACUGAAUAUUGGAAAGGAUUUACUGUUUUUUAAAUAUAUUUUUUUUGGGGUACUGCUUUACCUUCCUCUUCCUAUGAGAGAAACCAAUAAAUAUUUAUGAAAAUAAACACAAAUGAGAUGUUUCUAAUUUUAACUGUGCUG